AUGGCUAGCCCUACAGUUCUUACCUUCGAUGCUGAGGGUCGUGCCGUUGACUUCAAUGUCUGGGUCGAUGAUCUGCAGCUGUUUCUUCAAUGCGAUAGUAAGGACGGUAUCUCUCUUUUUGAUCUCACGUCCGGCGCCUCUCCUGCACCUGCUGCCGAUGCUGACAGUAUAGUUCGCUCGCAGUGGACUACUCGUGACGCCGUUGAUCGCCUUGCUGUUCGUAGUCACCUGCCUUCUGCUGAGCGUGCGCACUUUGGCCAGUACAAGACUGCUAAGUCUCUGUAUGACGCUGUUGUAGCGCGGUACUCCUCCCCUGCCACUGGUACUCUCAGCCGCCUCAUGCUACCGUACCUGUUCCCUGACCUGGCCGCCUUUGCUACGGUCGCUGACCUUAUUACCCACCUCCGCACUAGUGACGCCCGCUACCGGGCUGCCCUUCCCUCCGAUUUCUGUGCCAAGAACCCCCCCCCCCCCCCCCCCCCCAUGUACAUCACUCUCUUCUUCCUAGUCACCCGUCUCCCUGACUCCCUUUCUUCAGUCAGGGACCACUUCCUCUCCCUUUGCCCCACCGAGCUCACCGUUGACCUGCUGGAGGAGCGCCUCACUACAGCUGCGAAGAUUACAGAUGCUGUAGGUGCUUCUCGCGGCGACCCUCGCGCCCCUUUCUUUGAGGGGUGUUCCCCCGUUACCCUUCUGCCCUCUGUUGCUUCUGCUGCUACUGUCGACCUCGUUGGCACUGAGCAGAAUGUUGAUAUCUUUGCUCUAGACUUUGAUGCUAUCCUUGCUGCCAUGUAUGCUGUGUCUACUAGUGCUGAGGGUGACUGUUACCUGUGUGUGCCGCCCGACCCAGGUGUAGGGUCUACUGCUCUAGGUGCUGGUGAGGCUUCUGCUCUAGGUGCUAGUGAGCCUGCUGCUCCAUAUGCUGGUGAGUCUGCUCUCUCUGGUACUGCGCCUGCUGAGGCCUUGCACACCUUCACACUUGACUCAGGUGCUUCUCGCUCCUUCUUUCGCGACAGCACCACACUCACGCCGCUUAGUCGGCCAGUUGCAGUCUCCCUGGCGGACCCCUCUGGGGGCCCCGUCCUCGCGCACUCCUCCAAGGUGUGUCCCAGGUAG
Molecule: messenger RNA, 1116 nt
Organism: Closterium sp. NIES-65
Lineage: Eukaryota; Viridiplantae; Streptophyta; Zygnematophyceae; Desmidiales; Closteriaceae
Source: the annotation of a GenBank genome assembly